Molecule: messenger RNA, 1113 nt
Organism: Lathyrus sativus (Indian pea)
Lineage: Eukaryota; Viridiplantae; Streptophyta; Magnoliopsida; Fabales; Fabaceae
Source: the annotation of a GenBank genome assembly
AUGCAUGUUCCUCAUGAAUUGAUCAUCCAAAUCCUGCUGAGGUUACCAGUAAAAUCUCUUAUACGUUUCAAGUGUGUUUGUAAGUUAUGGUUUUCUCUUAUCUCUCGUAAUUCCCAUUUUGCAAAUUCACAUUUUGAACUCACAGAAGCAACACACAAUCAUAGGAUUCUGUUCAUAUCAUCUUCACCUCAUGAAUUUCGAUCUAUAGAUUUAGAGGCAUCUCUUGACGAUGAUUCUGCUUCUGCUUCACUCAACUUUAAUUCCAUGCUUCCUCAAUCAUUUUUUCUUAUUGAAGUUAAAAAUUCAUGCAGAGGGUUUAUGUUUUUGCACUGUUUUUCAAAUAUCUAUCUAUGGAACCCAUCCACUGGAGUUCACAAACAAUUACCUUUAUCUCCUAUUGAUUCCAACUUAGAUGCCAAAUAUUCCUCUUUUGUAUAUGGUUUUGGAUAUGAUCCAUCAAUGGAUGAUUACUUGGUGGUUUCAUUCUCACAUGAUAAAAGUAAAACAUUGGCUAAUAUUUCAUCACAUUUAGAGUUUUUCUCACUGAGAAGUAAUACCUGGAAAGACAUUGAGUGUUCUGGAUUGGUGAACUAUACUCAUUAUGUUUCUAUGAAUGCUCCUGAAGAUCGCAGAGUAGGGUUGCUCUUUAAAGGAGCUAUUCAUUGGUUGACUUUUCGUCACGAUUCAUCUAUGCAUGUUAUUGUUGCCUUUCAUUUAGUGGGACAAAAACUUUUAGAGAUAUAUUAUCCAGAUGAAUUUUACCAUGAACCUAUAGAUUGUGAUUUGUGGGUAUUUAGAGAAUUUUUCAGUCUAUGGGCUGUGGAGGAUGAUACAGUUGAAAUAUGGGUUAUGAAAGAAUACGCUGUGCAUUCGUCUUGGACUAAGACACUUGUUCUGUCCACUGGUGCCAUUUCCACUCAGUAUUUUUCUCCGAUUUGUUGUACAAAGAGUGGCAAAAUUAUUGGAACAGAUGGUGGUACUGGAUUGGUGAAGUAUGAUGAAAAAGGAGAUUUUCUAGAGCAUCGAUUAUAUUGUAACAAUCCAUGUCAAUUCCAAGUUGCUAUGUAUACGGAGUCUCUACUUUCACUCCCUUGUGACAAUGAGCAAGCUUAA